Molecule: messenger RNA, 495 nt
Organism: Arctia plantaginis
Lineage: Eukaryota; Metazoa; Arthropoda; Insecta; Lepidoptera; Erebidae
Source: the annotation of a GenBank genome assembly
AUGAUUGAGGAAGCCAAAGCAAUAAAUGGUUGGGAAAGAAUAAAAGACUAUAUAAGAGAUGAGAAAUAUGCUAGAAGUAUAGAUGAUAAAUCAGCAAGAAUGAAUCCUUUGAAGAAUAUCAGUACAGAUGAAUUGAACAUUUUAAAAAUGUGCUAUGAAAAUUUCACACCUUAUGUGCGGGCAUUUUUAAUAGGUAUUGCUAUGUUGCAAUUGUUAUGGGAUGUAAUGCUUGUUUCAACAAUAUUAUAUUACCACAUCAUGGUAGAAAAAUUUAUCAGUGGUGUUAUUGCAAUUCUCACAUGGUUUGUGACUUAUCGGGUUUGGUACACUAUACCUAACAUAUUGCCAAACUUGCCUGGUGAAGGAUUAUUUAAAUACAAUGGUAAAGAAAAGCUACCACCGUCAACUCCUGUGUACAGAAAGAGAAGUGCUACAAAUGGCAAACACUUUAUGGGAAUGCCCAUAGGUAAAAACCAAGAUAGUGAGAGCACCUAA